Chlamydomonas reinhardtii is the source of this 7184-nucleotide messenger RNA. RefSeq lists its product as uncharacterized. The coding region runs from base 194 to 6745 and encodes 2183 amino acids. The transcript has 22 exons. Gene Ontology annotation, biological process: regulation of Rab protein signal transduction. Lineage: Eukaryota; Viridiplantae; Chlorophyta; Chlorophyceae; Chlamydomonadales; Chlamydomonadaceae. Gene Ontology annotation, molecular function: protein binding. The record is from RefSeq and is a predicted model, not a curated record. Gene Ontology annotation, cellular component: cytoplasmic vesicle.
AUAAGCGCCAACAUGUGCAACCGCAACAAUGAAUACCGACAGCUACGCGUACUUCCUUCUGCUUCUGUGUUCUGUUGCGGGAGAAAUAGCUAGUGCGGUAUAGCGACACGCUUAUUCAUUUUAAUAGGGCGUAUUUGGCAUAUGCGAGGUCUGUGGCCUCUUGAAAGCAAUUUCCUCCUCGCGGUCAGCGGCCAUGACCGAGCCGGUGUUCGAAGCCUUUGCCGUGGUUGGGCUCGCGCUACCACUAUCGGGAGCAGGCGGCGAGGAUGUGGGCCUCAAAGGCCUGCCGGCGGCAACGGAGCGCAUGCGCUUUCGCCCGGCUCUGUUGGACCAUCUCCAGCUGUCCGGCCCCACGAAGCUGCCGACUGGACUCCCAACGUGCUGCAUGCCGGAUGGUGUGGAGCUCAUCCCGCCCUCGGAAGUGGAAGCCGCUGUGAAGCCCGCCGGCUUGGGCCCCAAGCUGUACGCCGUGGUCCUGACUGAUGAAGGCGGGCGGCGGCUGUACGUGUCGUGCCUUAGCUAUAUGGACGCAAUGCCCCCUGCAGCCGCGUGUGAGCAGCUGGCGGGGUGGCAGGCAUCGCGGGCGCUCUGCCUCGUCAGCCGGCAGCCUUACCUGGCAACCGCAGAGCAGGUGUUACGGCGGCUUUAUGUGGCGGUGUUCUGCCUGGGGCCGUCGGCCCCUGUGGCAGACCUUGUAGGGUCGCUGCUGCGGCUUUCGUGCCCGAAGGCGCCGCAGCUCUCUGAGGUGCGGUUCGUGCUGGAAGGCCGGCCGUUCACGCUGCAGUCGCCUGACGCCAUGGGUGUGCCACGCAAUGGAGAGGUGUCGCUUCGGCCGCUACUGGAGGCGCUGUCGCCCACCAACGCCAUGCUUGUCAUCUUAGCGGUGCUUCUUGAGCGACGAGUAGCUCUGGUCAGCAGCCAGCUGCGACUGCCCACCUUGGUGGCGGAGGGCAUAAUGCAGCUGCUGUGGCCGUUCAGGUACCAGCACGUGUACGUGCCCCUGGUGCCGUUGUCGCUGCUGGACCUGUUGGAGGCGCCCACGCCCUUCCUCAUGGGCAUAGGCGGCCACUCGGGCGCAUACCUGGGUGCAGAGCUAGCAGGCGAGAGCGGCGGAGCUGGCGCGGGCGCCGGCCUUGCCGCGCGCGUGCAUGAGGGGCUGGUGGUGGCGGAUCUUGACAGGAAUCGCGUCUACAAUUCCGCCGACCUGCGGCCCAGCUUGGAGCACCCCACGGCUGCCCAGCUGCUGGCCUGCCUGUCGCACCUGGUGCAGCCAGUCGCGCAUGACGGCGGCAGCCUAGCGGAGGAGGAGCCCGUGGCGGCAGGAGCUAUGGGCCCCUCCUCGGCCACGCCGGUGGCGCCACUAGACUUGGAAGCUGAAGGUUCCGGGGCCGCGACGGCCUCCGGGGGCUUGAAGACUGACGCAGGGCAUGCCUGGCCAGACCCGUGGCUGCACGCCGUGCGGACAGCGGCAUCAAGCGGUUGGAGCCCAGGGCACGACGCGCUCGUGCGGCGGCUCUUCCUGCGCUUUUUCUCCAUCCUUCUCAGAGGAUAUCAUCAACACAUGCCAGUUAUUGCGGCUUCCGUACGCACGGACGACGCCGACGCAAUGCCGCUACAGCGCGUGUCACGGCCAUCACCGUGCGGCCCGGCCUUCCGCUCGCCGGAGUUCCUCAACUGCCACGUAGAAAGCCACGGGCCCAAGUCGCGGCCGCUGCUCUCGCAGCUUCUGGGCACGCAGGGCUGGUACGUGCUGCUGGACGAGUGGUGCGGCCGCGCUGCCAACCCGUACGGCUGGUACCGUGUUGCCUGCAACAGCUGCAGGAUGGAGCUGCCUUCCGACCUUGCGCCGCCGGGCGGCAUAGCCGGCAGCAGCGCUGAGGGGCCUCCUGGCACCCGGGCAGGGGAAAACGACGGAGCGGCGCCAGCAACUGGACGGGGCGCGGCAGACACGUCAGCGGUGAUACAGCAUGCUGGCUUUGACGGCGGGGCGGGCGGGCCGGUGGCUGCUGAUGGCCGGUCGGAGGUGGCAGUGAUUGGGCUGCCUGGCAAUGUGGACGACGGCGGGCCGUGCGAGGAUGCUGAGCAUGCAGCACCCACAUCUCUGCUGUCACCGGGGCGCCGCGUCUUCUACUGCCGGCCCUGCCCGCUCUUACAGCGGCGGCGUGCGCCCGUUUACCGGACGUUUCCUGCGUUGCACGUGAGCGAUGAGCCUUACAUAGCGGCAGCGGCCGCAGCUGCGGCUUCCCUACGAAGCAGCCUAGGCGCGCCUAGCGCGGUCCUGGCACCAAGCCCCGCCUCGGCGCCUAUGUGGCAGGCGUGGCAGGCGCAUGUGAUGGCGCCGCCGGGGGCACGUGCAGCUCGGGAGUUAAGCAGCGGCGGUGCGGGCGCGGGCGGUGGCGCAGCGGAUGUCGCGAGGCGGUCCAGCAUGGGCGGGGGCUCAGCGGGCGGCGCAGAGGCGGAUGGGACGGGUAUGGGCGGCGAUGCCGGCGGCGGUCGCGGCUUUGUGCGGCAGUGGCCCUCGGGGCCCCGGCUCUCGCGCUCUCUGAGCAGCGACAACCUGAGCGGCGAGCUGAAGCUGUCGCAGGCCACUGCCGGCGUCAGCAUCAGCGGUGACAGCGGCAAGCCGCAGCCCCGGCAACGUAGCUCCACAGACGGCACCGCCAACAGCAGCAGCUACGGACCUAGUAAACCCCCCACGCUCUCACAAGCAGCAGCGGCGGCAACGCCCCAGCAGCAGCCGGGGACCGGCGCCACUGGCAGCGGGCCAGGGCUGCCUCGUCCCAUCACACACAAGGUGCUGAACGCAAGCGCAGCGGGCGACGCAGCAAGCCUGGCAGCCGCCGGCGUCGCACCCACAUCAGCUGCCGCGGCGUCGCCGUUCGCCACGGCGCUGGGGGCCUCGCUCAGCCUUCGCAACGUGCUUCGCGGCGCUUCCGUGGCUGGAGCCAUGGCGGCAGGGCCCGCUGCCGGCGGUGCUGGCGGCGGCUCUUCUGCCGCUGCAGGUGCUGCUGCCAGCGCCGCCUCCUCGGUCGGGUCGGUGCUGCCGCCGGCUGCGGCCGCCGUCAACAGCCGCUCGCUCGCCAGCUACAAGGCGGAGCAGGAGCUGGUGCGUCAGCAGCUUGCAGCGCUGACGCAGGUGCUGGCCUGGGGCGGGGAUGGCGCCAGUGCCAUUGCAAGCGCUGCAAGCGCCGCUCCUGCGCCUGGUGCAGCCCGGCUGCCGUCUAGGGCGGAGAUGGGUCGCCUGCGGCAGUUGAUGUGCGUACAGACCGCCGGCAGCGGCGCCUUCUUGGUCGGAAGGCUGCGAGACGAGGUCUUCGGCACGGCGGGCACGGUCGGCACGGGCGCCGUCGCCAGCAGCCCAGGUGGCGCGGGUGGCGCCGGCGCCGUGCCGCUGCAGGCCGGCGUGCGCACGCCCGUGGGCGGUCCAGGCGCGGCCACGGCUACAGCGGAUGCGGCAGCUGGUGCUGGCAGCGUGGGCGGUGGCGCGGGCGGGCGCUGUGUGCACUGGGCAGCGUUUGAGGUGUUGGCAGAGGCGCUGGAUGCGGUGGCGUCGGCGGCGGUGGCGGCCGGGGAGUUCGGGGUGCUGGGCGCGGCGUUGGAGGUGGCGAUGGCUACCUACACCUACACAGGCAAGGGAAAGGUGCUGCUGCUGCACCGCCUUACCUCCAACCCCUACCUCUACACCCGGGCGGCUUGGAGCGGGAUCUUCUGCCACACGCUACUCGCUGCAGCCAUGGCCGCGGCUACAUGCGGGCACAGCGGCGGCAGCAAUGGGGAGAUUCCACACGCCAGGAGCGCAGCGGAUGCGCCAGCCGCAGGCGGGCAUGCGGCGUUGCCGCUGCCGCAGCCGGAGUACCUUCGGAGGCAGCGGAUACUGCUGCAGGCGCUGCAGCGCAGCCUCGCGGCGCAGGCGUGCUGGAUGAUGCACCUGGGCGUGUGUGAGGAGUCGGCGUGGGAGCUGGUGACGGGGCUGGUGGCGGCGGCACGCGUGGCAGACCUGCCCGUGGAGGGCGGCCAGCUGCACCGCCUGCUCCUCAACGUGCGAGCCGCCAUGCGCGCCGCCCGCGCCGCCGCCAGCCACCAGCACCGCCGCCGCAUGCCGGACCCCGGGUGCAGCGCCGUCCCGUACCUCGCCCCCGCGACCACAGCCCAGGGCUUGUCUGCCCUCUCACGCGCCGGAGCGGCGGUGACUGCUGGCACCACCAACGCCGGCAGCGGCAGCGCUGCAGCUGCUGGGUCCAGAAUGACCGGCCCCUCCUCGCCGCGAUGGCCUCCCGCCCGCGGUGGCGCCGGUAGCAGCAUGAUGGGCGCUGGCAGCGGUCCGCGGUCAGCGCCGCUGCCGCCGCCUGUGACGCCGCACUUGUCCUUCAAAGACAGCGGCCAGAGCAGCGGCAGCCAGGACGACACAGCCACGGCGGCGGCAGCGGCACAAGCUACCGCCAAGCCAGGGCGCGCAGCCAAUGCCAGCUGGGCUGCUGCCGCCGAUAGCGGCAGCAACACAGCGACUGCUGCGGAUGCUGCUGCUGUCAGCACCCCUGGACCUGGGUAUGGGUCCGGCGUUGCUGGAGCUUUACCGGGGACGCUCCGUGGCCGGAUCCAGGGUGCCGGCAACAGCCCUAACAGCACGCCGCUGAAGAGCACGCCGCCUGACGCUGCCGGUUCGGCUGGGGGGGCAGCUGGCAAGGCGCUGGCGGCUCGGGCACUGGCAGCGGCGGCGGCGGUCGCGGCGUCAGGCGCGGUGCACAGCCCGAGGUCUACCGCGGUAGGCUCCGUGCGGAGCAUGGCGACCGGCGGCGGGCCUAGCCGUGAGAAGCCUUACCGGGUGCAGUACGAGCGGCUUUUGGCCAUUGCCUCAUCGGGCGGGCGGCUGGCUGCGGGUAGUGGCACCAGGUCGCCUGGGGGCAGCGCCGGCGAGGCACAGCCGUCGUCGCCGGACCGCCGGCUCAGCCGCAGCAGUGUUAGCGUCAAGGGCGGGAAGCCGGGCAAGGAGCCGGUCCAGUCCGCGGCGCUGUCGCUGGGCGGUCGCGGCCGCGCGCCCAUCACGUGCCUGGCCGCCGCCUCGGGUGUGGUGCUGGCGGCGCCGCGCCUGCCGCACUACCACCUACUCGCGCUGCAGGCGGAGGGUGAGCUGCGCGCCACUGCCCGCCUGACUCUAGCCCACCUGGACGGAGCCUACGUGGAUGCCGCCGUGCUGGCCGCUGACGGCGCCGUCGCCGCCAUCUCCGUGGCGCCGCUGCCGCCGCGCCGCCACCGGCCCGCGCUCAUCCCCGGCGCCGCAGCUCAGGCUGCUGCUGCUGCGCAGCAGCAACAGCAGCAGCCGCGCUUCCCUCGUGUGGUUGCGCUGGUGGAUGUCGCCGCGGAGCGCACCGUGCGGGAGCUGCGCCCGGCCUCUGCCGGCCGCACCACGGCGCUGCAGAUGAGCCCCACCGCCAACCUGCUCGCCACCGGCUGCGCCGCCUCCUGGGCGCGGCUGUGGGACAUCCGCGCCAGCGCAGGGGCUGGCAGCAGCACCACCACCACCACCGCCGCCACCACCAGUGCUGGCGGCGGUGGAGGUGGUGCUGCUGCUGCGGCCCACGCCCGCGUCCUGUCCUCGGCGGCGGUGUCGCUGGCGACGGGCCAGGGCGGCGUGUGUGCGCUGCUUGCGGACACCGGCCGGCUGCGGCUGUACACGGGCGGCCGGGACGGCAGCGCGCUGGAGUGGGACCUGCGCAAGCCCAACGCGCCGCUGGUGGUGUACCGCGGCCACGCUGGCUGGGUCACCAGCCUGGCGCUACUGCCUGCCUCGGCGCUCACACCGGCUGCUACAGCCGCGCUGCUGCUGGUCACCGCCGGCACCGACUGGACCGUGCGCGUGUGGAACCCGCGCGACGCGACCCCGGUGGCAGUAGCAGCUGCGCCGGCAGCUGUGGCGGCGGCGGCGGCGGCAGCUACAGCCGCCAGUGCUCCCGCGAGCACUGCGCCCCGAGGCCCUGGUGGCAGUGGCGGCGGUGGUGCGGGCCGGGGCCGGGGCACAGGCCGCCCCUCGUCGGGCGGCAGCAGUGACAGGCCCAGCAGCGGCGGCGGUGGCACUGGUCGCAAUAGGAGCUCCAUUGCGGGGGCUCGCGGGGCAGCAGUUGCGGCGGGCGAUGUGCCUCUCGCGGCAGCGGGCAACGUUGCGGCUCCGGACUGGGCGGCGGCUGCGGUGCCGGUUGCCGUGUGUUGGUCGGCCGCGGUGCUUGUGGGGCAUGGCGGGCCCGUGUCCGCCCUGCACGUGGACCAGGCGGCCGGCCUCAUCUACUCGGGCUCGCGGGACGGCAUGCUGGCCGCGUGGGCGCCCGACGGCAGCUGCGCCGGCAUGCGGCGGCACCACGGCGGGGCCGUGCGGCUCAUUGCGCCCUACGCGGCCGCCGCCGCAGGCAGCGCCGCCAGCAGCACCAGGCGCCAGGGGUGGCCCCUGGUGACGUGCGCCGGCGACGGGUCUGCAGCCCUCUGGGGCGGCGCGGCCAGUGACGGCGCGGAGGCGCAGGCAGCUACAGCUUUGGGCGCAGCAGUACACGUGCCGGACGUGCUCGGUGACGGACUCGCGGCGGUGCGGGGCGGCGGCGUGCUGGGUGGCGUGUGGUGUGGGGAGCAGGCGGGCCCCCUGGCGGCCUUCCACGCGGCGUCGCUGACCCGCGCGGCCGCGUGGGACGCGGUGCGCGGGGUGAUGGUGGUGGGUGACGACCGCGGCGUGGUGCGGGCCUGGGCGCCGCCGCUGCCCUAGCCCCCUAGCUGAAGGGGUGUGUGGGGAUGGGGGUGGGGCGCUUGGCAAGUGGUCUCUGAGCUGAUUUGGAUACAUGGUGUGUGUGCACGUGGACCGUAUUGUCCGUAGGCUGCGGGCAACAGGACCGCCAGGGGUCGUAUCUUGUUUUGGGGGUAAUGUCUAGCUCCAGACAAAAACGGCCCGGUGGCCGCCGUCUUUUGUCUGGGCACAUGGCGGUUUGUUGGCUUCUCCAUAGGAAUUGGGACAAAACCCGCCCCAAACCCGGGCCAACAAAGUCUCGCCCCAGACAUUAGCCCCCGGGAGGAAUGUCUAGGAAACGGCCAAAAUGGCCAAUCAAUGUCUGGAGACAUUAAGAUAGGAGCCCUGAGGACCGCAAUUGUUUUGGCGAUGCGCCCUGUGAUGCCUCCCUGGCUCCGACCGCUUGUAAGUCGCAAUUUAG